This is a messenger RNA of Orbicella faveolata, 2621 nucleotides long. RefSeq lists its product as uncharacterized. The record is from RefSeq and is a predicted model, not a curated record. Lineage: Eukaryota; Metazoa; Cnidaria; Anthozoa; Scleractinia; Merulinidae.
CUGCACAGAUUGGACAACCAAAGAAAGAAAACAAAAACAAAAAGAAAUCUAAGUUCAAAAGCGAAAAAACAGUACCGUGGUCCCAGAUUAUCUUUUGGUUUCUUUUCUUUCUCAAUAACGGAACUAAACUAAGACAAGUAAAAGAAAAAGUAAUUUUAAGAUCGUAAUUUCUACCGGUUCAAAAAGCCGUUCCCAAAAUUCAGGUUAUUCUAGAUCUGGUUAAACCCAAGGUGAUAAAACAUUAAUUUGAAAAUUUUUUGAAAAGAAUUCAAAACAGUCUCACUUCACAAUGUUUCAAUGGCCUUCAAAUGGGUUUUAAAGUUCCCGCAAAACUGGCAAAAGUGCCUGACGUUGAAUGUCGGAUUCACGGUUUCCCGCCAAAAAGUGACCAAAAGCUUAAUGAUUAACCUUUGCGUAAAGGUUCUUUUCGCGCGCAAGCAAGCUGACAUUGUGGAGCUGUUUUCCAAUAUCACGCAAGACUACAGUGAAAUUCACUGAAAGCAUCGUUGAUUAAGCUACAUUUGAGCGAAAUUAACUUUUAGCAAGAUGAGCGGAACGAUAUCGAGGUCACCUUUUCUCAGAAAACGACCAAAUCAUACCACUCCAUUGCUUGGAGAAUGGACGUGCUUCAAACGACGUGGAGAGCUGUUGGUUCUGUUAGGAGAUGUCGUUCGAGUUGAAGACAAGGGCCUCCUAAAAGGCUAUUAUUCCUUCCCCAUGAACGCUUUUAUCACCUUGUGGAGCCAGGUGGGGUAUCAGUUAUCGAUUAGCGAAGAAGAAUUUAUUAAAAACAAUACGAUCGCGAAAGAACUCAUGAAGUUAGUGCCGUUCAACGAUGCCGCGCAGUUCAUCGCGCAAUAUUUGAUGAAGCCUGUACAAGUCCUGCUCCGCACUUUUAACCCGGUGUUAAUAGAUAAUGGCAAUCCCAGUACUGACACAAUAACGAUCGAACCGCAUGCAGACGACGAUGGAUCAGCAGAACCGGUUGGGGAUGAUUGCAAGACUUGUGAGAAAUCACCGGAGGUCAAUGACAAAAGUGCGAAACUGCGGAGCUUAAAAAGAGGAGAAAGAGCAGUAGUAGAGUUGCUAGACUGUGCCGGAGGGAGCGAAGACAGCAGAAAGAAAAGGAAGGCGAGUGGAAAUCCAGGAGACUGCUGCCCCCACACAGAUGAAAUUUUCCUGCAGUCAAUUGUUACUUUCACAAAGGCAUUUGUAGGCAAGAAGCAGUGUGAUAAAGAGAGGAUCCUGAAACAGCUUGAAGAGGAGCAGCAGUCUAGGAAGAGUGCUGAAGAAAAAUUAAAAGAGCUUGAAGAUCGAUUCAAACAGCAACUUCAAGAAGAACAGGAACUCAGGAAAGCCAAAGAAGAAGAAGUUAGAGCUCUUCAAGAUGAGUUGCAGAUGUCAAACAAGAAGAGGGAAGUUCUUGAAGACAAACUUCAGGGAAUAAAGCAAUUUCUCCAAGUGGAUCCUGAUGGGAAAGUACAUUGAUAGAAGAAUGCAGCUUCCCUCCAACUGGCCUGGUGUGAUGUUAGCUGUCCUGGUGUUGAAGUCGUGAUUUUAUAUGUAAACUGCUACAGUCGAUCAACGUUUUUCGGAGGAAUUCCUUUCAAAAAAAGAGUAAUUCUGCAAAUUAUAGUAUACUUCAGACCUCGUGGAUACUGUUGUACAUAAAGGAUCGUUACACAGUUUUUUACAUUUCAAGUAACAAAGUUAGUUGUUAAUUAUAUUAUAUCGUUUCAUGCCUUGAAAACAAUAAUCUUGAACCGUGUUCCCAUUUGAGAUACAAAUGUUAACUGGGGCACAACACGAAAAUUGAAUGUGACCAGCGCUGACUAAAAUUUUGUAUUUUGUUGAUGGACUAGAUAAUAAUUAAAACAGUUUUAUAUAUGUAUUCUUGAAGUUUAAUUUUGUUUUAUGCUCGUGAGUCAUAAUCAAGAUUUUUCUUAAGUAUGUGCGGGGGAUAUUUAAAGAGAAGAAAAAGAAACUUAAAAGUCCUUGAAAGGGUGAAGAACCGUGUGCGCGUGUUUUGUGCGCUUGUUUAGCCCUCUCCUUGUGCAUUUGCCGUGCCUAUACCAGGAGAUCAUUAUUCAACUGCAGCGAAUAUCGUCCAAAUAACGCGCGAAAUAAGUACAAUAAUUAAAUGGUAUAUGAGCCAUUAAACCGUGCUCUACAAAUAUGGUAUGGCUCAAGUUGUUAAAUACAAGGUCCAACCCCGCACAAACAUUUUGCUCUUUUAACAAAUGUUUCUCGUUUGCGCACCAAGGGAACAAUGUUACUAAGCUUGGUUUUCUAUUUAUUCGAGAGCCCUUGCCGCCACCAACUCCAACAUUUACUUUUCAUUACAAUGUUUUCCUUAUUGCGAUUAAUUAAAAACUUUGUUGUGCGCAAGUUGUUGGCACCACACUAUCCCUUGAAAAGAAAUUUUAGCUCCCGAGUGGAGGGGUGCUAAAAGAAUCCUCUAACGGCACCUACAUAUCCAUUCAGUUUGUUCCUCAGUACGAGAAUCAUUCGUUUUUACAACGUUUAAAGACGUUUAGGUGUGGUUUAGGAACUUCAACUUUACUUUGUCUCGGGGGCGGGAGCAGUGGUGGUAGUGGGUCAGGGCUCAAAGUUAACGACCA